Messenger RNA from Schistocerca piceifrons (Central American locust), 12286 nucleotides. Its product is annotated as serine-rich adhesin for platelets-like. Lineage: Eukaryota; Metazoa; Arthropoda; Insecta; Orthoptera; Acrididae. The transcript has 15 exons. The record is from RefSeq and is a predicted model, not a curated record. Bases 8 to 8509 code for a protein of 2833 amino acids.
GAUAAAGAUGAAUGUGAGGAUGAAGAAGGAGAAGGAGGGAGAGGAAGACAAGAUAGAAGAAGUUGAGAUGGAAGUUGAAGAGGAUUCCCAGCCUGGAAUUAUUGAACCGCAUGAACCAAGUGACAGCACAUCUGCUGAAGAUGCCGACGUGGAAGACAGGUCGCUGACAUCUGGCAGCCACUCCCACAAGACUGACAGCAUUCUACACACUCCAGUUAAUGGGUCCCAUACUCAGGAUGACGAAGAAUCCCUGCCUUCCCAUUAUAUACAGAAUGUAAACCUAAAUGAUUCAAUUUCUGGAGCUUUGGACAAAGUGAUGCAAAAUGAGGCAGUGACUGAGAAAUCAAGUAGUGUGAAUGCAGCCUUAAUUGGUCCACAGCCACUGUCUCAGUUCAUGCAGGAGGAAAACAGUCAAGGGGAACCUUCAGAUAGUACAAAACUCGCGUCAGAGUAUGAAGAAUUCAUGAAGGCUGUCAGUUUCGAAGCCACUGGGGAUGACACCACGCAAGGUGAUGAGCAGAUGGAAAUUGAUGGUGGUACCCCGGUGCAGGACAGUCCCCAAAAAAAGGAAUCUGAUAGCCCCAAAAAAAUUCAGCCAGAGUCUGACAGUCCCAUAAAAAUUCGGCUGGAGCCUGGGAGUACCAAAAAAAUACAGCUGUGUCCUGACAGUCCUGAAAAAAUUCAGCCAGUUGCUGCCAGUCCAGAAAAAAUUCGCCCUUAUCCUGACAGUCCUGAUAAAAUUCGGCCAAUUAAUGACAGUCCCGAAAAAAUUCGACCAGAGCCUGACAGUCCUAAAACAGUUCGUCUGGUUCCUGACAGCUCUGAAAAAAAUCGCCCAGAUCCUGGCAGUCCCAAAAAAAUUUGCCCUGUUCCAGACAACCCUGAAAAAAUUUGCCCGGAUCCUGAAAGUUUUGGAAAAAUUCAGAUGGAUCCUGAUAGCCCCAAAAAAAUUCAUCCAGAUCCUGGUACUACAAACAAAAUUAGCAAUAGAUCUGACACUCUCAAUGAAGCUCCUCGUGUUGAAAUGGAAGACACAACUUGGUCUCAUAGUUCUUCAGAGAAGGAGAAACAGCAAAGCAGCAGAAAUAAUGAUUCAGAAUGUAACAGAAAUGACAAAGUCACAGAGGGAAACGAGCUGAUGAAAGAUAAUGGUGAGUCGAGUGUGAAACAGCCUGUAACGGUGAAUCUUGGUCCUAAAUUGAGUGUACCAGAGUCGGUCAGUGCUUUCUUAGCUGUUGCUGAAAGUGCAUGCAGUGAUCUGUCGGUAAAGCAGAACAAUUCUCGCAGCAGUAGUUCUUCCAGUAGUUCGGAAAGCUCUUCAUCUUCAGAUUCAGACGAAAAGCACCAUCGCAAGAGCAGGCACUCGAAGAAGGCUUCCAAGAAGAAGAAAAAGAAGAAGAAACACAAGAAGAAGAAACGACACCACUCACAUAAAAAGUCAAAAAGCAGGCAGAAGAAACGGUCAGCUACGAGUUCGUCCUCUUCUUCGGAUAGCAGCACUUCGUCAGACGAUGAAAGCUCUUCGGAAUCCAGUGAGGCCAAGGAAAAGGUGUCUGCACGCAGCAGGAAGAAACGGAAGGGACACGCACAGCAGGUCGAGGCUGGCAGCGAAGGCGAGGACACAGGUGAUGAAAGAUCUCCAUCCCGCACGCGGAAGGAUAAGGGGCAGAAGUCGACACGCUCCAGGUCUAAGGCAAAAAAAGCAAAGGACAAGUCACAUGGGAAGCGCCAUAAAGAAAAGAAGAAGAAAUUGAAAAAGAGGAAGAAAAAGAAGAAGAAGAAGCAGCAACGGAGUCAUAGUAAAAAGCACAGUUCGAGCGAUUCGGAUGAUGGUGUUGCCGCACUGUUGCUUCCGGAGCUUCCUGUAACUGCUGGAGGUGUGACUGAGCCCACUGGUGGAAAGACUAAUGAGGUGCUGGGAUUUGUUCCAGAGUUGGCUGUUAACUCCCACCUUCCUUCGAAAGCAGCUGAAACAGGUAAGAAAAACAAGAGUGCUGCAAAAGCAAAACACAAAAGUCGAUCUCGGGGUAAAAAGAAGAAAAAGGAAAAGAAACAGAGUCGACGACACACUCGCCAUACUGACAGUGACUCCGAAAGUGAUGAGAGUGGCGACAGAGAUUCGGACACACGAGAGGACGGAGAUGAACGGAAGGGGCGGCGUCGAUCUUCGUCGAUGCCUGAACCACCGCAUAAGAAGCGACGGCGCUCGCCUUCCAGUUCGCCUGAACGGUCGCCAGCUCCAUCCAAGCGUCGACAGAAUCAGCACCCAUCAACUUCAGCCUCAUCCGAUCGACAGGCUCCGUCUGAAGGUGGUGGCAGAUCGGGUUCUGAAGGAGGCAGGGGGACCAACAGAGAGCGACAGAAGAAUGGCAGUGAUGAGGGGAGCGGUCGUAAGAGGGUCAGAGGCGGUGGCUCUCCCAAAGCAGUGGCAGCAGCAGUAGUGGCUGCUGCUGGGGAUGGGGCAGCGUCUGCAAAGCCCAGAGGUGCCACUGGAUGUUCAGAAAAGACGAAGUCUGCCCAUUUUGAAGGUGAGGAAGAUGAAGAAGAGGCCGACGGAGAGGGGGAAGAAGAGGAAGAUGAGCACCACAGACAUUCGAGGAGUCGCAUUGUGGCCGUGCGUAGGAAGAGGAGUGUCAGCAACUCGAGUUCGGGCAGCAGCUCAACAUCUGUCACUUCGAGCAGCAGCCGGAGUAGCAGCAGCAGCAGCAGCAGUAGGAGCAGUUCGAGCAGUAGUGACAGUUCCAGGACUAAUGGCAGCAGCAGCUCUUCUUCAGACGCUUCGGACAGCAGCAGUUCCAGCAGUAGCAGCACGAGUAGCAGCAGUUCGAGCUCCAGUAGCAGCUCCACCCCCAGCACGAGCAGCUCGAGCAGUUCAGAAGCACGUGCUGGCAGCAGUAGCAGCAGCAGCUGCGACCUGCCUGUGCCACAUGUCAGCGACAGCGACGAUGGUGACGAGUUGGCGGCCCUCACAGGUGACACCCGCCCUGCCCUCUUCCCAUCCGGUUUGGGAGCUGAGGGCGAAGCCGAUGAGGAUGAUACAGAAGAUUCUGAAUCUUCAGACGAUGACUAUGAUGAUGAAGAUGAUGAAAACGAUGACGACAGUGAAAAUGAUGUAGACAAUGAAAACGGCAAUGAAAAUCAAAAUGGUGAAGACAAUCAAAAUGGUGAAGACAAUCAGAAUGGUGAUGAUGAGGACAGAGAUGGAGAGGAGGACAGUGAUGAGAGUGAAGUGUCGUCAAUUAUGUCACCUAGUCGCAUCAAGAAGGAGGCAGUCUCUGACGAAGAUGAGUCAGAGGUGUGGGACCCGGAAUCCCUGCGCGCGCUGAACGAGGCAUUUGACAGCAAGGAAGGUGUGAAAUUGGUCAUCCUGCAAGAGCUGCCAGAACAUAUCAGAACCAGGAACAGUAAUUUCAAUAAGUCUGCAGAAAGACAGACAUCGAAAGAUGAGGCCUCAGUUGAGCUGAAACUUGAGCCCAUUCUUUGUGCCCCGUCAACUUCAAAAUCGUCUGUGUAUGAGGGUGCUGGACCUUCCAGGAAGCAGACUCCGGGAACAUCAAAGAUAAGUGAGUCAAGUAAUAGUGCACGCACGAGCACAGAAACAGAGAACUUGCCGGGUCCGUCGAAACCUUCUUUAGCAGCUGCUUCUGUAGCUGCAUCUCCCAGCACAGUGUGGCAACAGGCAGGCUCUUCGAAAGUGUGUAAUAAAUCUGAGCUGGUGGCUUCUGACAGUGGUUUGGGACAUGGUAACAGUUCUGUAGCUAACAAAGCAUCAACCAGUGCUAUCCCUCCGAGCCGUAAUGCCCCAGCCAAAGCAUCAACCAGUGCUAUCCCUCCGAGCCACAAUGCCACAGCUGUGGCUGUCAAUCAGGAGAGAGCCUCUCUGUCAGAAAGGAAUGAGUCGGUUCUCUUGCAGACCCAGAAUGGAACAGUAGGCGAUGCAGAAAUUGGAGGCCAAUUGAGGGACACAGUGGUAGGAAUGGAAAAUGAGUGUCCCAUAUCGCAAAGAAGAGGUGCUGAAGACACUUCGGAAGACAGCACACCUGUAAAAGGUCAUGUGAGAGAAGAAAUUGGUAAUAAUGCUGAACUCGAAAAUUCAAUUGUUCAGAACAAGCAACUGGAGGCACAACUUGCAGAAGUGCCUCUUCUGGAUAAACAUCCACCACAGACACUACCCUCCCAGCAAAAGCCCUCUGCUCUUACUCAAAAAGGAAAUGCUUAUCCUGAAAUGUAUGAUAUGUUUGCUGAUGAACCAACAGGUGCAUCAGUGGUUCAGAGUGCAUGUAACAAAGAGAAUAACAAUUUGGAGCAACCAGGUGGAAGUGAGAAACAGGUCCGUAGGUACCAACUGAAUGCACAAACAUCCACUAGUAGCGAGAGAAAACCUUGCGCCAAGUCGGGGAACACUAGUUCUGCCCAUGAAAAUAGGAAAAGCGCCAACGAGUGUCUCGCCGAAGGCCUACCCCUCGGAAGCAGCACGGCUCCAAUGAAUUUGGGGCUCUUUCACCGUGAAAUGCCUGUACAUUUUACAGCUGACAUUUCUGCAGUGAGCAGCUGGGAGGAGAAAUUUCGUAUUGCAGUGAGAAAUGUGCAGGAGCUGAAAGCAAGAACCGAAGAGCGUCAGAAAAAAUUGGCAGACGGAAACAUUGAUAAAGUGCCCGAAGCAGAAGGAGAAAAGAAAGAAGAAACAGUUACAAAAACUGCAGAGGAAUCAAAUUUGAAUGCUGACUUCGUGAAAAAGUCACACAGUUUGUACUGGGAUGAGAAGGAUGACGAGAGUAUACAUUUCAGUUGGGGUCAUGAACGUGAACAUUCGAAUACUGGAGCCCAGGUAUCAGAUUUUGACCAGACCACUCGAGAAGAGGGAGAUAACUCGGCCUCCCGUCAGAAGGAUGAGAACAGUUGGAUUUCUUCUGAGUAUGGGAAUGGAAAGGCUGAGGGUAGUCAUGCGGAUGGCGACAGUCACUUUGGUAAAGUUUUUUGUAAUACUGAAGUCAGUAGCACUCCUUCCGAAGUGAUCAAUUCCCUAGAGGAGAGAGACUUCGAGGUAGAUCGGAGCUCUUGCCAUGAAAAUAGGGAGGCGUUGAUCAGUCAUGAGAGAUCGCAUGGUUCAACAGUACGAGAAUACAUUCCUCUUGAAAGGUGGAAAGAAAGUGAGAAUGACCAAAUAAAAUUUGAUGAACUAAAUGAGAAUGAUGUCAUCAGUAACUGUAGAAAAGAAUACAUCAUUCAUACAAAAGACACACAAAAUACGACUAAUAAUCCUCCAGAUUUGUCUGCAGCUGACAGUGGGUUACUGGAAGAUGAAGUAAAACCUAGUUUGAGUGGUGGUGGUGGUGGUGGUGGUGGUGGUGGUAGUGAUUGUGAUGAAGAGGAAGAAAAAACUCUUCAAGAAGUUGCGAAUGUCACUGAUGUAUUUCGUAAAUUAAUAGAAUGUAAAGACAGGGGAGAAAUUACACUAGGUACUGAGUUAGAGCUGUUGGCUGCUGGAAGCCCACAUUCGUCUGAUGAUGAGGAGAUUUUACCUGAUUGUUUCUCUGACAAUCUCUUUAGCCUGCAACACAUUCUCGAGAGAGAGGACACAGACGAAAAGUUGUCUAAUGAUGCCCUCUCGUCGCCUGCACAAAAGAGGGCUAGAGAUUCUCAGGAAGCCACAGGUGCCCACACAGAGGACACUGCCAUCGACUUCGAAGAGCAGGACAGUAUCUCCUCUCCCAGGAAAAAGGCCCGCACGACUGAAUCGAAGGCCGAAAUGACUUUUAGUGGUAGUGGGGUUCUGGAGCCUAGUAGUGUCGAUGGGGAGGAGCACAAUAAGCCACAGUCUGCCACUCCGAGCAGUACCCAUGGGGUCUCGACAGACAGUAAGGCUGACAGUUCGGGUGAAAAGAGUGGAGAGGCAGCUACCGCCACUCGGCACGAUGAACGCAGGAGAGAGAGGAGUCCAGACUCCUACAGGACCCAGGAGGAGAAACACAGGAAGAGCUCCCGCCACCACGAUGACUCUGACAGGCAGAAUCGGAGUGAUGACAAAAGGAGGGAAAACAGAGAUCGGCGGCGGGGAGAGGAACACAGACGUGACAGGAGGGAGAGAGAGCGGAGGAGCUGGCGGCGUGACAGCCGCAGCAGGAGUGGCAGUCCUGCAGACUACCUAUCGUCCAGGAAGCGCCGGGGUUCCGGGUCACCCGACCGCCGGCACAGAGGUGUGGAGGACAUCCCGCUGCCUGCAGCCCUGCGGCAGCAGCGGAGGUCCCAAUACAGGGCAGACGACGAGCCGCCGCCAGCCGCAGAGGCACGAGAGGGAAGGCAGAAGCGUUCCUCCACACUCUCCGCUGGUGUUGACCCGAAGCGGUCAUCUGCUAAUAUUACACAGUUGGAACACUUAGCCGGCUACAGCUUCAGUUCAAGAUCAGAAUCUAGGACCACACGCGGAAAAAGGCCUCCAUCUCCACCGCCGGCGAGCAAGUCACUGAAAUUUUCACCCAAGCGCCCAUCCCUGGAUGACCGCAUUGAGAUGGAACUGGGUGUUCGCAAGGCAGCACCACCACCACCGCAGCAGCAGCAGCAGCAGCAACAGCAGCAGCAGCAGCAGCAGCAGCAGCCGCCGCAGCAGCAGCCACAGCAGCCGCCACCACCUCCACCACCGCAGUCACCGGCCCCUGUCCCACAGUUUCAUCAACAACAGGGACCAUACAAUUUCCCAUUCCCGCCCAACUACUAUGGCCCCCACACUCCUCAAAUUCCCAGUCCGGCUCCUCUGUUCCAGCAAGGCUUCAACCCUCUGCAGUGCCAGGGGCGUCCUCAGUUCACCUGUCCCCCGCCACCCAUCGUGCGCUACACCACACCGCCACCGCCUAUCCAGAAUAAGAGGCCGCCAUUGCUGCCUACUCCUACGCACUUCCGGCCACGGAUGGAGAUGUGGGACACGAGCCCAGAGGCCAUGGCGGCCAUUAUGAGGGGCACGCCUCCUCCACCUCCACCACCUGCACAACCCCCACCUCCUAUACAACCCCCACCUCCCGUACAACCUCCACCUCCAGUACAACCCCCACCUAUGCAACCCCCACCUCCGGCACAACCUCCUCCUCCUGUACAACCCCCGCAGACACCUCCACAGCAGCACUUUCACAAUUCGCGAGUUGUUCAGGUUGGCAAUGUGUUACAAGUAGUGCCAGCAGAACUGCCUCCCCCUCCACCCCCACCACCACCUCAGGAGCCACCACCAUCCACGAUGACGGGAGAUGGAGUGCAACGGGCCGGCGCCACACCAGGCACGUCUGUGGCUGCGGUCACAGACGUGCCUCCGGCUUCUCCCGCUGAUCGGGGAUCGGUAUCGGCAGCAGCUCUGUCUGAUGUGGCGGCUGCCCUGGCGGCACGCGUCACCGCUGCCGCAUCACACUGUACUGGUCCCGCAAUGCUACUGCCUUCUGUGGCCGCCGUGCUGCAGCUGCCCAUGAUGUCGACAUCAUUGCCAGUUCCACCUGCAGGAGCGGUAGAUGGCACCACAGGAUUUGUGGCUCCCGCCCCUCCAGUCGAACAGCUGUCAGCAGCGCAGCAGCAGCAGGCUGCCGCCGUUGCGGCUGAGCUGGAGCGCCGGCGCAUCGAGCGUGAGAGGCGCCGCCAGGAGAAGGAGCGGCGUCGACAGGAGAAGGAGAAGCGCAGACAGCGCAAGCUGAUGGCGCGCGCCUCGGCCGCUGCUGACACCAACAUAAAGAAAGCACUGUUGGAACGACAACGUAUUAGUGAAGGUCUGGUGGGCACUAUUGUCGGAGAAGGAGAAGUCGACAUUGAGGAGAUGAAGCUACUAGAGGAAGCUAUGCAGGAAGUGCCAGAAAUGGAUGACGAAGCUGGUGGAGGCGAAGAUGCGUCAGCUACGCCCUCACCAGGAUCACGAAAGCGCCGCAAAACUUCCUCGAUUCUUCUCGAAGUGAAGCCCCUUCCUCCUGCAGGCCGGGGAAUACUUGUAUCUCCCGGUUUCAGGGACAAGCCACUGAAGACCGCUAUGGCAGACCGUAAGUCUGUCAAGUUUGCAGACGGCGUCCAGCCGGGUGAAGGCACGUCACCCUCUGGAGGAGAGGACCUGCCAUCACCUCCUCCACCUCCCCGCAAGCUACCAAAAGAGAAGCGCUUCAAGAAGAAGAAGAAAAAGAAGAAGGUGAAGGUAAAAAUUAUUAGACACCUCAAUGUAGAAGAGGUUGUUGAGGAAGAUGAUGAUGAAGAUGAUGACAGCUCACCCCCACCACCUCCGCCAGGUUCACCUCCGCCACCUCCUGCAUAUCCAUAUCCUGCAUACCUGGCUGCCGGAUAUGCAUAUCCUUAUGCUGUAGUCCCAGGUGUAGAAGCCCCGAGUGCAGCGUCAGUUAUUGGCAAUGCAGAUCGAACAAUAGCAGGUGGAGCAUCGGCUGCUGUGGCACCCAGAACUCCAAGCCCAACCACCGUCUACAGCUCGGCAGCAAUGGCAGUAGCAGCUUCCACCGCCUACCGACCCGCAUCCGUGCCGCCUGCCACCCCGUGAACUCCCACCGUUGUGGACUCCACAGUGUGAAAUUCAGCUCGAGCACCUCGGGUGAAGUCAACCUCUCUCUGUGUUAAACAUGAGUGUAUCAUUUAAAUAUAUUGUAGUGUCUCAGGUUGACAGUAAAUAUGUUCCAGUGGAAAGCAGUCGUGCUGUGUGCAGACUGGAAAUGUGUACAGUACCAAAUGUGAAAUAUAUAAAUUUUGCCAGAACAGAUGUAUCACAUUAGCAUGUAGAUUCAUUAUUUUGUGGUUCGGUUGCAGUGCCUAUAACAACAGUUCUCAGAAAACAGAUUAAUAACUGUGGCAGCUGCUUGAAUGUACAAUUGUGUCAUACUUGUGUAAUUAAUGUGGUAAGUAAUUUACUGGACUGCUGUCAGAACCUGUCAGAUUUGAAAAUAAUGCAAGCAUUAUACAUUGGUGAACAUUCUCGAUGAUUGUUUGCCAACUGUGUGUGAGUAUUUCACUGAAUGGGGGGGGGAGUGCUGCACAGAUUAUUCUGUCAUGUACUUGCACAAUUCUGCUGCAAUGUGUAGUGUGAGACAAUGAUGUGGCUGUGCCUGUAGUAGUAGGAGACUACCACAGCUUUUGUUGACAAUUUCUCCUUAUGAAAAGAUGUGGGGUGAAAGACGACAUUCCCCUAUGUGAUAAGGGUUUGAGGUUUGCUGGUCUCCACUGUUCUUCGAUCAGCUUAUACAUGUUUUCAUUUUUGUUAACUUGAAGUUGAUGCUGUUGUCUUAUCCACAACAAAUUGGUGUUGAUUAUGUAAGUAAGUGAAUAUUGAUGCUGUUGCCUCACUCACAACAAACUGAUGCUGAUUAUGUUAGUAAGUGAAUACUCUAUUUCUUAUUCCUUUGAUAUGCAUUGUUAUAAUUUGGUGUGUAGCACCACUGAUAUUUCCCUUAUUUGUAUGCCCAAUGCAAGUCGUGUACUUUUCCUUCUAACAUUACACAUUCCAUAUUAAAUGGAUACUGUUACCUGUGGACUCCUUAAAAUAUUUUGUAUGAAAAUAUUUUGAUUCACUUACUUUAUAUGGACUACUUUAACUGUUGUGAUGGUUCCAAAAUUGUUGACUUCUUUUCCUGACUGUUUCUGAUAGAUCAGUGGACUGUAGUUAUACAUGUGGCACACAACACUUCAUUGGACAUAAUAUCCUUUCAUAUUGUUUGAUUUUCUUAUCAGAAAAAAACAAAUUAUUAUUAUUUUUGCAAGUACUGUGUCACAGUAGAUCGCAUGUGAUGUAAGUGGUUCAAAGGGUUUUUGUUGUAAUGAAAUAGCUCCCUGUGCCUCCCCAAAGUUUAUUUGCUACCUCGUAACUUGUAUAAAAAAUUCUUUUGGAUUUGAUGAUGCCUAAGUUCUUUCUGUUGAGGGUUAAUAUGAAAAUUUAAUCAUGUUCACAGCAAUAUUUGUAAUGUAAUACUGAUGAUGACAGGUUUGUGAGUGUGUGUGUGUGUGUGUGUGUGUGUGUGUGUGUGUGAGAGAGAGAGAGAGAGAGAGAGAGAGAGAGAGAGAAGGGGAGAGAAAAAACAUAUGCUGCUAACUUUGAUAGACCAUUUAUAAAAAUUUUAUGAAUGUAAAAUUUUGAGUUCUUCAGCUACAUACAAUUCAGAAAUUCCUGCUAUUACAUUUCUGUGUGUAGAAAGAAUAAUUUACCAAGGAAUCCUUACCUGAAUAUGUGAAACUUCUGCCCAACAACUGCUAAAUCUUAUUGUAGGCUGAGAGAUACCUUAUGUUAUUAAGCAUUUCUUUUUUCACAGAAUGAUCAAAGUUAACAAUUAAAUUUAACCAUUGUUCCUGCUGUAAUGUGCAAAUGCUGUUAUUUGUAUGGUUUCUAAAGUGUUCAUAACUUACAGGUUCCAUAAUCAGUUGUUAUCUCUGUGAUGACAGUCUGUCCAGUUCAAAGACAAUUUAGUGAAAAGAAUCACAUAAUUUGAAUUGAAGUUCAGUGGAAUGUGAGCAUGUGUAUCUAAUUUAGCCGUGUUCUCUCUCUUCUCCUCUCUCUCUCUCUCUCUCUCUCUCUCUCUCUCUCUCUCUGUGUGUGUGUGUGUGUGUGUGUGUGUGUGUGUGUGUGUGUGCGCGCGCAGGCAUGCACGCACGCACAUGGCAGUUUCCUUCUUUUUAACAUUAGCUCAUUGUAUUUGCUAUUUUUUGAUGAAUUUUUGAUUUGAAUAACUACACAUUACUUUGCGUAAAUCAACAUAUCUCCUAGGUUGCUUUUCAUGGUUUAGCAUCCUGAAUUUGCUGCUGUUUAGUAGUUAUUUUCACUGGUAGGUGGAAAAGAAUGGCAUGGCAAUUGAGAUUAUAUGUUGUAGAUGUGUGCCCAUAUUUAAAAGAUAUAUGUUUUAAGCAUAUUUUGUUUCAGAAUUCAGUGGACAAAAUAAGUGAGACUGAUUGUAUAAGUGAGUUUGCUUACUCCAGUAGAUUAAAAUGACUGACAUUUGUGCUACCUUUUAUUGACACAAUGGAAAGAAUUAGAUGAUGUCAUUGUCAUGAAAGAUAUAGUAUAUUGUGGGUGUGUUGUAAUUGAAAACUUUGUGCCAGUCACUAUAUACAGACAAUGUCUGAUGAAAAUUGUUUUCCAACAUUUUAAUGUUUUUCAGCAGAUGUUUCGCGCAGCAUAUUUCUGAACCUGUAACAGACUGCAUAGCUGCAAUUAUCCAGUGAGGCAUGUUUGUUGGUUCCCAAUUGACAAAUAUAUACAAUGUUCCGUGUAAGCAACUAGCAGGUCUCUUUGUGUGCCCUUCAGUUUGGAAUAUGUUGUACUGUUACUGAAAAGGAAAGUCAAAAAAGUGCAAAGAAAAUAUUAUAAUGUUUGUUUUAUAUACUAUCAAACUGUCCAUAAUAAUAAGAACUUUGGUUGUAAUGUAAUAAAUGUAGAAUAAAUGUCUAUGUGUAUGUGUGUAUAUAAAGAUAGAUAUGCAAUUAAUGAAUUUUAUUGACAACUUGUUGUAGUUGUAGGCAGUUCCUAAUCAUGAUGAAUUGUUUGUAACUCAGAGCUGAAUGCAUUUUGUUGUAUCUAAGAAACUUAUUGUGAAAUUUUACACAUUUUGUGUGAAAAGAGACUAGAUCAAGGGAAAAAAAUGAAUUUUAUCAGUGUUUAGCAUUGCAGAAAGUAUGAUCACAGUUCUGAUUCAAAAAUACAUUUAUUAAUCUAUGUGAUGUCAUUCUUAUUGAGAUGAGCCCCAGCCUGUGAAGGAGCACAACUGUUUUGUAACCAUGAUCAUUAUGGGUGGAAACUUUAGUCAUUUUAACACUUGUGGACCUUUCUGGGCUCUACACUUGUGUAACGGAUUCCCUUCUGAACAACAGAUCCCAUGGACAAAGACUUCUUAAACCUGUUUUUUUUUUUUAUGACUGCUGCUCUCUUAACACUAACUUUCAUGUAUGUAAGUGCUUAUGCAGUUAUAAUUCAUAUACAGAGUGUAGCAAAAAUGUUGAAUUAUACAUAACAGUUGUCAUCAUCAUACUCAUAAUUGUAAUCAUAGUGGACAAUGCAGUCCAUACCACUCGUAUAAGAACUCAAGGGUAUUUUUCUGUCUCCUCCAUGGGCAUUCAACAUUUUUGUAGAAUGAAGCCUUUUUGACACCAUUUUGUUGUAAUUCAUAAUCUGUGCUCGUACCAGUUGCAUUUUUGUUCCCUUGUUCAUUUGUUCUUCUCUUCUCUCUUCAAAGCCCAGUUUCACAACCAUAUAACAGCAUAGGCACUGCCAUCACUUUAUAAAAUUUUGUUUAUGUGACCGUACUUGUUUUGUUGAUAAUAAAAGUUUAUAUCAACAUGA